UGUUCGUUGCCAUCAGUCGCGUCGGUAUGAAGCAAAGCAACCAGCUGAGCUGGGAGGGAGUGCAUUAGUGCAACGCAGCAGCAACAGUUCUGGUAGCGCAUUUCGAUAGAGAAUCGCCUCCAUUGCUAUUUUGGUUUAACAGGUGAAAAGUUUGUAGUUUUCGGUGAUUUUAUAGUGAUAAAAUACGAAGACAAUAUUUGAAAAGUGGUUAAUACUGUCUAGAAAUUGCAAUGAGUGGGUCAUCGAGCCACCCAUCCGGAAGUGGAGGUUCGGGAACCGGUGGUCCGCCGGUAUCGGUACAGGAAUUCACAAUUCGGGUUCCAAAAAACCUCAAAAAGAAGUAUCAUGUUAUGCGCUACAACGCGACGCUGAAUGUGGACUUUACGCAGUGGCGUACGGUCAAAAUGGAGCGAGAAAAUAAUUUAAAGGAGUUUAAGGGUUUGGACGAGGACAUGCCCAAGUUCGGCGCAGGAUCAGAAUUCAAUCGUGAUUUAAGAGAGGAAGCUCGCCGUAAACGGUAUGGCAUUAUUGCAAAGAAGUAUAGACCGGAUGCACAGCCUUGGAUUCUGAAGGCUGGUGGCAAAAAGGAUGGAAAGAAAUUCCGGGGGAUUAGGGAGGGAGGAGUUGGUGAGAAUGCAUCGUUUUAUGUGUUCACGCACGCGCCAGAUGGAGCCAUCGAGGCGUAUCCAUUAAACGAGUGGUAUAACUUCCAACCGAUUCAGCGGUACAAAGCUCUGUCAGCGGAGGAAGCAGAGUUGGAAUUUGGCCGUAGGAAGAGGACGAUCAAUUAUUUCUCCUUGAUGUUGAAGAAGCGUAUGAAGAAGGAUGAUGACGUUCCGGAAGACUUAGAGGAAACCAAGGGAAAAAAGGGUGGAGUUGGGAAGGCUAAGGAUUUGAAGAUUAGCGAUAUGGACGAGUGGAUCGACUCGGAUGAGAUGAGUUCAUCAGACGAUGAUGAUGGCGAAGGGAAGCCUAAGGAAAAGGAUAGCGACGACGAGGCAGAUAAAAAGGCUAAGAACAAAAAAGCAUUGGCCGACAAGAAAAAGAAGAAACGGGAUUUAGACGAGGAAGCAUUUGAGGAGUCAGAUGAUGGUGACGAGGAAGGACGCGAACUGGAUUACAUUUCGGAUUCGUCUGAGAGUGAAUCGGAACCGGAAGCAAAGGCAAACAAAGAACUCCAGUCGGUGGCGGAGGAAGAUGCUCUGCGAAAAUUGCUCACAUCGGACGAAGAUUCCGAUGAUGAAGAGAAGAAAUCUGAUGAAGACGAGAACAAAAAAGACGAAGAGAAGAAUGGUAAAACUAAAGACAAAGAAAAGGAAACGAAGGAGAAGGAUUCCAAGGAAUCAAAGAAGAAGAAGAAAGAUAAGAAGAAAAAGAAGAAGGUAGAAGCCGAUAAAAAGGAAUCAUCGAGCGGAUCGAGCUCGGACAGUUCCGAUUCGGACGGAGAUAAUAGUAACUCGAAGCACAAGAAGAAACGCAAGAAGGACAAAGAAGGAGUGGGCUCAAACCUGUCCAGUGCCAAUAAUUCACGUUCGGCAUCGCCCAGCAUGUCACAGUUGGAGGGCCAUAAGCGGAAAAUGGCUGGUUCCAACAUGCCGAUGGCUGAUUUCACUGGAUCGGACAAUAGCAACAGUCCUCUGUCAACGCCGGCCAAGAAGGCUAAAAUGGACUCCGCCCCGGCGCUGCCACCAACCUUCACGGGGCUUGUUAGCAACAGUAAAGACGAUUACGGCAUUACAGAAGAAGCGGUUCGGCGCUACCUAAUGCGCAAACCAAUGACCACCACCGAACUACUGACCAAGUUCAAGAACAAGAAAACGGGUGUCUCGAGCGAGAAGCUUGUGGAAACGAUGACGGCCAUACUGAAGAAGAUCAAUCCCGUCAAGCAGACGAUCCAGGGAAAAAUGUAUCUUAGCAUCAAAGUUCCCAAGAUCACAAGGAGUACCGCAGUUUAGUAUACAUAGCAGUCACAGAGCCUACAUACGAAUGUGCACUUUCGGCCAAAUGAUUAGUGAACUAAGUUGUGUAUAAAUAUUACUUUCUAGUACUUUCGUGAUUUCUUAAUCCUAGGUUUGCUAUAAACUAUUUUAUGCAAAACAGUCGUCUCGCAGUACCUUCCAUUUAAAAUUUCUGUAAAAAUAGACUCUGCCAUUAACACGAUUGUUUGUAGUUUAUUUACUUCUCUGUUAAAACUUAUUAUCUCAGCCUUAAGGUUUGCUUUUGCUUUUUUUUUCAAAACUUUUUCCGACAGUUUUAUGGAUUAUCUACUUGAAUGGAAGAUAAACUGUUGAAAAUGGCAUUAAAAUGCUCAUAUUUGAUUUCUGAUUUACAGAAAGGUGACUAUCAAUUCGAUUUGAUAAAGUUAGGCGGGAAAUGGUGGUCAGAAAUUUAAAAAUAAGGAAAUAAACAAGCAUGUCAAAGUGUAACAAAACAAACGUAAAAUUGUAGUACGAACGUACAGAUAUUAACGUUCGAGAAACCAUCAUUAACAUUGUUCUCAAAAUCAAUCAUUUAAGAUCAACUUCUUCUUUUGGGUUUAAAAUGAAGACAAAUGUAAUGAAAGAAAUACCAGAAGUCCAGAAUAGAUUAUGUUUGGACUUCAAAUCUGCCAUAGCGUCUCCAACCGAAAGUAUUCAUAAUGCUAUCACUAUUUAACAUUAGAAUUUUGUCUGUUUUUAUUUAAAACUUUUCUCUAUUUAAAAACCUUAUAAGCAGGAUAAAUGCAUUUUGUAUUAAAUUGUAUCAUUUUUGAAUAUUUAUUUUUGCCAGUAUGUGAAAAAGCUUACUGCGUUCUUGUUGACAAGUAGAAUACAAUGAAUAAAUUUUGUUGACAGUUUUGACGGUUUUGAGUUUUGAUGAUUACAACAAAGUUAAUGAUAAUCUCUCGAGCCUUAAAGAAAAAUCACAGAAUUUUAUUAAUUAUAUGGUUUCUGAGUGCCGUGCGCUGCGAAAAGUACGAUUGAUAUUUGUAGAAAUUCUAUGAAUUUGUAAUGGAUUUAAAUGUUAUGCUGCCUUCGAAACGAUAAUACGUCCAAUUCACUCCGUGUUAAUUGGAUUUUUUUGCCUAUCUUUAUUAAAGUGUUUUUAUUUUCAUUUGAAAAAACACUUUAUAUAAUAAAGAUAAAAAAGACCAAUUCGCUAAUUUAAUUGCAUGUUUGUAAUGCCAUGUUUAUUACUAAACGACGGUCAUAUUUUUUUCAUGACUCCAGGUAGACACCUUUAUGUGAUGUGUUACGGAGUAAGAUCUAUCAUGAUCAUGUCUUUAGCUUUAGGCACAUCCUAACCCAAGGAAUGUCUUCCCCAACUCCGUAAGUCGUCAAGUAUGUACUGCAUCAGCACUUCCUCUCUGCUUCUGAGAUACUUUUAGGCAGCAAAUAGUAUUCCUCAUGUUUUGGUCAUUUUAAACUUAGAUUGUAAUCAAGGAUUUUAUUUAGGCUUGAUUUCUGAUUGAAUUAUGUCAAACUAGAGCAAUAAUGAUAAAAGGGGCGGUGCAGGUUACUUGGUCGCCCAACGAAUAUUUGAAGAAAUCGUUGAAGUGGUGAACGAUAGAACGAUAUUGAAUGUUACGUCCGUUUGUCUUUGCUAUGAGUCAGACAUCAUAACAUUAAGAUGGUAUCCGUUGCAGAUUUUUAUUGUUUGAUUCAAUAUUCAGUCUCGCCAAACGUAAUACAAUACAGGAUGAUCUCCCUAAGAAGCAAUCUAAAAAGAAUGAUUCCACGACGUUUGGAAAUUCAAUGUGACUAUGUCCUAUGACUAAAAGAUUUGAUUAGAAAAACUAUUGGCGGAUAGAAGUUACUCUGUCUGGUGAUAGAACUCGAAACUACGACUCCAGUAUGAUAGACUGCGGUCUUUCUAAGUAAGCUAUGGAGUACCUCAGUCAGUACCUUUUGCUGCUUGACGACUACUGAUGAACUAAAAAUCCACUUAUUUAAUCCAAUAUUUAUUGGCCAAUAGCCGUGUACGAAGUGUACUUUCUCUUCGACUUUGAAGCAUUCUCUUAUUGAAAAAAGCUACAAGUGAAGUAAAAUUAUUGCAGUGUAAAAAAGACAUUGAUUCCAAUUAUUCCAAUGCAUUUUCUCCUCGCUAAUUCUAUGUUGUUUUUGAAACUUGAUCAACUAACUCGCGUCAUUUGGCCGAAACUCAUCGACCGAAAGCCAUUUGGCCGAAUUACAACACGUCAAGUCGAAAGUCAUUUAUUCGAAUUCAAUUUGGUCAAAAUGGUUAUUAGGCCGCAAACGUUUGGCCAAAAAAUGUCAUCUGACAGAAACGUGUGAGUGUGUGAGUGUGAGAUAUCUCCUCAUUUUCCGUUAUUUUUUACUUCGCACUUCGAGAAGAGAAAAUUGAAAAAUGAGGAGUAAGAAGUGAGACUUAUCACUUCUCAGUUCUCAUCCUUCAAUUAUCAAAUCUCUUUUCUCACUGUGAAAAGUGAGAAGUGUGAAGUGAAAAGUAAAAAGUGCGAAGUGAGCAGUGAGAUUUCUCACAUCUUUCUUCUUAUUUCGCUAAACAAUAUUUUCGGUCAUAUGACCCGUUCUGCCUAAUGGUAUUUUCUGCCAAACUACUUUUUUUUUACCAAACCACUGUUCGGCCAAAAGGCCUGUACUGUCAAACGACCGUUUCGGCCAAAUAGUAUUUCAACCAAAUGAAUUUUUCGGCUACAUGACCAGUUUAGCCAAACGGUCAAAUGAGUUUACUGAUAUUAACAUACAUACAUACUUCUACAUGCUAUGACAUGCGUUUGAUAUUUUAUAAAAACAAUGGGUCGUAUGAAUAAAAAGUAGUAAGUUCAACUUUACUACAUUUUCAGUAGUAAACGUCACUUGUGGAACAUGUUCGUAUGAAUAAAAGAGACUUUACUACACUACACAUUUCGAACAUACUACAAACAACUGAUUCGGUAUGAAUAAAACAAGAGUUUACUACUGAUUUCUUGUAGUCUGCUCAAGACGUUGCUACUCAUGUUUCUAAUGCAGAUUAUUCAUCAGAAUCGAAGCGAAUUGGCUUUGUUCUUGAAAAUCGAAGUCCAAUUUAGGGAAAACAAACAAAACAGACAUGUCUUUUGUUGAUUAGCCGCAAAAAAAUGAUGAAAUCAUCAUCGUCAUCAUGGGGCUAUUUUGUUUUGACGUUUCUCCGUGUAGUAAAUGGUAGUAAACUGUAGUAAAGGCUAAGUUCGAAUGUAGCAUAUGCCAUAAGUUCGAAAAAAUUUUAUUCAUAUCAAACAUGUAGUUUUCUCUGUGGACUUUAUUUUUGAGUAGAUACUACAAGCGCUGAGUUUUGCUACUUUUUAUUCAUACGACCCAAUGUCUUGCGUUCCCUAUUUCGAUGCCUCCCUAACUCGAUGGUUUCUUCAAUAUCCGAGUAAAGAGUUCACUGUAUUUCAUUGAUCCAUUGGUUUAAAUAAGUAUACAAAAAAAAGUUCGAAUUGGCACGCAUCAUCGAUUGAAAGAACUAGUUGGAAGAUAACGACAUUGAAAGCGCAAACGGCCUCAGAAACUGAAAU
Molecule: messenger RNA, 5497 nt
Organism: Armigeres subalbatus
Lineage: Eukaryota; Metazoa; Arthropoda; Insecta; Diptera; Culicidae
Gene: TfIIFalpha
Product: general transcription factor IIF subunit 1
Exons: 5
Coding region: 231-1955 (574 amino acids)
Biological process (GO): transcription initiation at RNA polymerase II promoter; positive regulation of transcription elongation by RNA polymerase II
Cellular component (GO): transcription factor TFIIF complex; nucleus
Molecular function (GO): TFIIF-class transcription factor complex binding; RNA polymerase II general transcription initiation factor activity; DNA binding
Source: RefSeq, a predicted model, not a curated record